AUGGAUGACAAGCAUGAAAAUUCGGAAAGAGGAGGUUCUCCUCAAAUUCAUUUACUCUCCCAUCCUCCAUUUCCGAUCCACUGCAAAUCCACUUUCCAAAUUACUGAACCACUAUCUGUCUGCGUCUUCCUUCGCCUCAACAACAACAACGACAACGAUAGCACAUGGAAUCCCGAUUCGUGGAAAAACAAUAUGCAUUUCGAGAGCUUUGAUGAUUCGGCCACCAUGCGGCAGCAGGAAGUAAAGCUGCAUUUCGCAAAACUUGAUGAUUCUCCCAUGUUUCGACAGCAGAUCAUAGGUCUUGAAGAAGGGGCUGAGGCAUUGAGGGAAAGAAGCCUAAAGUUCUGUAAAGCGUGUAGAAAAUACACAGAAGGACUUGGAGAGGGAUAUGAUAAAGACAUUGCAUUUGCAAGUGCCAUGGAAAAUUUUGCUGGUCUCAACGAUCCUGUUUGUGUUUCUUUUGGAGGUCCUGUCAUGACAAAGUUUGCCAUUGCUUUGAGAGAAUUGGCAACAUACAAGGAGGUUCUUCGAUCGAAGGUGGAACAAAUUGUAAAUGAUAGAUUACUACAAUUUAUAAAUGUGGAUCUUCAGGAUAUCAAGGAAGCUCGGAAGCGUUUUGACAAGUCUAAUGCUACAUAUGAUCAGGCACGUGAGAAAUAUCUGUCACUGAGGAAAAGUACAAGAUUAGAUAUAGCUACUGCCAUACAAGAGGAACUUCACAAUGCAAGAUCAAUGUUUGAGCAAACACGUUUUAAUCUGAUUGCCACUCUUGCAAAUACUGAAUACAAAAAAAGGUUCGAGUUUUUGGAUGCUGUUGGUGGGGCUAUGGACGCUCAACUUAAUUACUUCAAACAGGGAUAUGAAUUAUUGCAUCAAAUGGAGCCUUAUAUUAACCAGGUGUUGACUUAUGCACAACAAUCAAAAGAGAGUUCCAACCUAGAGCUGGCAGCUCUUUUUGAGAGAAUGCACGAGUAUAAAAAGCAGGUUGACCGUGAAACUGGCCAGCCUUUGCAAGAAAAUGGAGAUGCAGUACAAUUGUUCCACAACAGAAGUUGUCACAAAGAAAUAGUGGCAGUGAUGCAGUCAACUGUGGAGGGAAAGGUUCAAACCAUCAAACAAGGUUAUCUUUCGAAACGAUCUUCUAACCUGAGAGGCGACUGGAAGAGGAGAUAUUUUGUUCUCGAUAGCCGAGGCAUGCUUUACUAUUAUCGCAAACAGCUGGUGAGCAGGGCAGCUGGAGGUGGGAGUCAAAAUCCUCUUCAUAAGAAUAACUCCAACGAACCAGGUGCUAAUCUGUUGAGUAGGUGGUUGUCUUCUCAUUACCAUGGUGGCGUGCAUGACGAAAAAUCUGUUGCGCGUCACACUGUGAAUCUUAUGACAUCUACAAUAAAAGCUGAUGCAGACCAGUCUGACUUGAGGUUCUGCUUCAGAAUUAUUUCCCCAUUAAAGAACUAUACCUUACAGGCAGAGAAUGCUGUGGAUCAGAUGGAUUGGAUUGAGAAGAUAACAGGAGUAAUUACUUCUUUGUUGACUUCCUUAACUCAUGACAGAGGUCUACCCAUUAGUCCUACAAGCACUGAUGGUUCGAAGCUUUCCAAUGAUAGUGAUUCUUCUGACAGUUUCUCCUUUUCGGAGCAAAAUCAUAAAAAAACUGAUUUACCUUCCAAGAAUCUUAUCCGUGCAUCCAGAAGCUUACAACAGUACCAUUACAACACAAAAAUUGAUAAGCCUGUAGAAUUGCUUAAAAGAGUACCCGGCAACGAUAAAUGUGCUGAUUGUAGUGCAACUGAACCGGACUGGGCUUCGCUAAAUCUAGGUGUUCUUAUCUGUAUUGAAUGUUCAGGUGUUCAUCGUAACCUUGGUGUACAUAUUUCCAAAGUUAGGUCACUUACACUUGAUGUGAAGGUCUGGGAACCUUCUGUCAUCAACUUGUUUCAAGCACUGGGUAACGUCUUUGUGAAUUCAAUAUGGGAGGGGUUGUUACAAGCAAGAAGAACUGUUCAGGCUGAUGAAGUACGUAUGAAGUUCGUUGAAUAUGAUAAGCAAAAACAAUUCUUCAACAAACCUAGGCCUGAUGAUCACAUUUCAGUAAAGGAGAAGUUCAUUCACGCAAAGUAUGCUGAAAAGCGUUUCGUGCACAAAGGGAUAGAACAUCUGCUCUCGAUUGCUCAACAGCUGUGGGAAAGUGUUCGCACAAACGACAAAAAGGCAGUUUACCGCCUUAUUGUUACUUGUGGUGUAGACGUUAAUGAUGUCAAUGGGCAACACACAUCUAGUACUAAUUCAAGUUUUUCAAGUAUAAUGCGACCAAUAUAUCAAUCAAGUCCUGAUCAAUAUUUGGACUGUUCAGGUGAUUCUUUCGAAGCCAGCUCAGUCUCUUCCAGCCCACUUAGGGAAUCAGAAGAUAAUGGUUUUAAUGAAUACCUUGAUGGAUGUUCCAUGCUUCACCUUGCUUGUCAAACUUCGGAUAUUGGCAUGGUAGAGCUACUUUUACAGCAUGGUGCAAAUAUAAACGUUACAGAUUCAAAAGCACAAACGCCUCUACAUCAUAGUAUAACUCGAGGAAGAUUCCUCAUUGCAAAAUUGCUCCUUAGCAGGGGAGCUAAUGCACGAGCUAUUGAUAAAGAUGGUAAAUCAUCUAUCGAUCUUAUAAAUGAAUCGUCUUACGAAGAUGUGGAGGUUCUUGCACUCUUGAAAAACCCGAACAGGUAGCAAGCAAAUUGAUCAGAUGCUUGUUUUUCUCGAUACAUAUAUAUAUAUAUACAUAUGGGUGGUGGUAAUUUUGCCUCAUGCAAAAUUCAAGUGAUUUUUACAUUUUCAUCCUUGUGUAUCAUAUGUAAUUCUUCACUUUAUUUUUAUUUUUACUUUUUUUUACUAUUGAGGAAGCUCCACAAGUAUAAUAUUAUUUUACUAGUCUUGUAUAUUGAAUAAGAAUCAAAUGAAAAAUCUUCUGUAAUGAAGAAAAAGCAAGCUC
Molecule: messenger RNA, 2974 nt
Organism: Impatiens glandulifera
Lineage: Eukaryota; Viridiplantae; Streptophyta; Magnoliopsida; Ericales; Balsaminaceae
Product: ADP-ribosylation factor GTPase-activating protein AGD3-like
Exons: 20
Coding region: 1-2712 (903 amino acids)
Cellular component (GO): cytoplasm
Molecular function (GO): protein binding; GTPase activator activity
Source: RefSeq, a predicted model, not a curated record